Messenger RNA from Pipistrellus nathusii (Nathusius's pipistrelle), 1419 nucleotides. Lineage: Eukaryota; Metazoa; Chordata; Mammalia; Chiroptera; Vespertilionidae. The record is from the annotation of a GenBank genome assembly.
AUGGCGGACGAGCAGGGGGGAGCCUCCCCGCUGGAGCUGUUCAACAGCAUAGCUGCCCAGGGAGAGCGCGUGAGAGCCCUCAAAGCCGGGCAGGCGGCCAAGGAUGAACUUGAUUCUGCGGUGAAGAAGCUAUUAUCACUAAAGAUGAGCUACAAAGCGGCCAUGGGGGAGGACUAUAAGCCUGACUGCCCCCCAAACAACCCGGCACCUGCGGGGGAGAGGGGCCCGGAUGCCACGGAAGCUGAAGAGGACUUUGUGGACCCGUGGACGGUACAGACGAGCAGUGCAAAAGGCGUUGACUAUGACAAGCUCAUUGUCCGGUUCGGAAGCAGCAAAAUUGACAAAGAGCUGAUCAACCGCAUAGAGAGAGCCACGGGCCAGAGGCCACACCGCUUCCUGCGCAGGGGCAUCUUCUUCUCACACAGGGACAUGAACCAAGUCCUCGACGCCUAUGAAAACAAGAAGCCGUUCUACCUGUACACGGGCAGGGGCCCCUCGUCUGAAGCCAUGCAUGUCGGCCACCUCAUCCCGUUCAUUUUCACAAAGUGGCUGCAGGACGUGUUCAAUGUGCCCUUGGUCAUCCAGAUGACGGACGACGAGAAGUACCUGUGGAAGGACCUGACCCUGGACCAGGCCCAUGGCUACGCCGUGGAGAAUGCCAAGGACAUCAUCGCCUGCGGCUUUGACAUCAACAAGACCUUCAUCUUCUCUGACCUCGACUACAUGGGGAUGAGCCCAGGCUUCUACAGGAACGUGGUGAAGAUUCAGAAGCACGUGACCUUCAACCAAGUGAAAGGCAUUUUUGGCUUCACGGACAGCGACUCUAUCGGAAAGAUCAGCUUUCCCGCCAUCCAGGCUGCUCCCUCCUUCAGCAACUCGUUCCCGCAGAUCUUUGGGGACAAGACAGACGUCCAGUGCCUCAUCCCCUGUGCCAUCGACCAGGAUCCUUACUUCAGGAUGACGAGAGACGUCGCCCCCAGGAUCGGCUAUCCUAAGCCAGCCCUGCUGCACUCCACCUUCUUCCCGGCCCUGCAGGGGGCCCAGACCAAAAUGAGUGCCAGCGACCCCAACUCCUCCAUCUUCCUCAUAGACACCGCGAAGCAGAUCAAGAACAAGGUCAACAAGCACGCGUUUUCUGGAGGGAGGGACACCAUCGAGGAACACAGGCAGUUUGGGGGCAACUGCGACGUGGACGUGUCCUUCAUGUACCUGACCUUCUUCCUGGAGGAUGACGACAAGCUGGAGCAGAUCCGGAAGGAUUACACCAGCGGAGCCAUGCUCACCGGGGAGCUCAAGAAGGAGCUCGUGGAUGUCCUGCAGCCCCUGAUCGCGGAGCACCAGGCCCGGCGCAAGGAGGUCACAGACGAGAUCGUCAGAGAGUUCAUGACCCCCCGGAAGCUGUUCUACGACUUUCAAUAA